AUGGCGAACGAAGCGCAAGGGCGCGGAGAAGGAGCCGGUCUCGCGUCCAACUCCUUAGACCUGAGCACGUCUCUCGAGCGCAGCGUGCAAACGCGAAUCUUUAAAAUCAUUGUGAUCGGCGACUCGAACGUGGGCAAGACGUGCUUAGCGUUCCGCUUCACCGGCGGUUCUUUUCCGGCAAAGACGGAGGCCACAAUCGGAGUGGAUUUCAGGGAGAAGGCGGUCGAAAUCGAGGGUGAGAGGAUAAAGGUGCAGGUAUGGGAUACGGCCGGCCAGGAACGCUUCCGCAAAAGCAUGGUGGAGCACUAUUACCGCAAUGUCCACGCUGUUGUCUUUGUCUAUGAUGUCACCAAAAUGGCCUCAUUUGAGAACCUGAAGACAUGGAUCCAGGAGUGCAACGGGCACCGUGUGUCAGCCUCAGUGCCCCGCGUCCUGGUCGGUAACAAGUGCGACCUGGUGGACCAAAUCCAGGUCCCGUCCAACAUGGCGCUUAAGUUUGCUGAUGCGCACAACAUGCUGCUGUUUGAGACAUCUGCUAAAGACCCCAAGGAGAGCCAGAAUGUGGACUCGAUUUUCAUGUGCCUGGCAUGUCGUUUGAAGGCCCAAAAAUCUCUUAUCUAUAGAAAUGUGGAGAGGGAGGAUGGGAGGGUGAGGCUUAACCAAGAACUUAAUCCCAAGACUAGCUGUCCAUGCUGAAGACCUGUGAAGCCUAGAAUAAUCGUAUCCUGUUUUCCACACCAACUGAGACUAAUGUUGAACUGCAAAAAAAAAAAAUGUGCCUGCAACUAAUGACGUUUUACAUUGAGGCUUUGGUUUGUCUAUUUGUCUCUGUGUAGCUUCUCUAAUUUUUCUUGCUAAUCACAUUGUCACCUAGUAACCUUUGUUAUCCACAGACUACAAUGCAAUUUAGUGUUUGAUUUGUUGUACAUGCCUUUUUAACUAACAUUUCAGCAAAUAUUUGGAAAUCGAGAUUUUAGUUCAUAUACCCAGUCAGACACAUAACAUCCAGUUGUAUUCAUUUGUGUUCUACCAUUUAUAUGGAUUCACCUCCCAGCACACAAUCAGCUCGAGAGAUUAUUGCGCGCAAUAAGGCAUACGUAUCAUACCACACAAUUAUUUAUUCAUCUAUUUGCAGUCAUGAAAUGCGUAUAAACGGAUUCAUGGGCCUUAGGUUUUACAUGAGCUGUGUAUUUGAUUGCAGUUGGGGAUUUUUCAUGGCAGCCAUGCAGCUGUUUAAAUGCCUUAAUAAUGGGGCACGUAUUGAUGUCUAACAAGUCUUUGCAUUCACACAAUAGUGGAAAUAGUAGUCAUCUUGAAUAGUUGCAUGUUGUGUUAUCAGAUAUUCUCAAUGAUGAUUACCCUGCAUGCUGAAAGUGUGAGCUGACAUAAGGAAAGAAUAUUGGGAGAGUAAAAGUUAUUGAUAGUUGCAACAAAAUAAGACACUGCCAUUCCACAUCAACGCAUGCAUUGGACUGGAUAAUAUGUGGAGAUAUGAGCAAGAUACAUGCUAACUGUCAGUGUGUUAUGUCACCUCCUAUUUAAUAUUGCAAAAUAUUAAUGGUUCUGAAAGUGUGACCAACCUUUAACAGUCUACGAAUGGCAUAAAAAAAAAUUAUUCCAUCUAAUCCAAACUGUUUCCUAUGUGUCAAACGCUCAAAUUCAUCCAAUUAUUUACUAGAACAUCAGUCAUUUUAGGAAGCAUCCCAGAUGCUAAAACUCCUAGAAUUCAUUAUAACGAGACAGUCAUAUUGUUGGGUUUUUGUUUUUAAGUAUAAGUGUGUCCAAAAAAAAUUUAAAGUGGCCGUGUGUAAUUGUGUCAGCAUACAUCAGUGUUAAGGCUGAGUAAUUAUUUUCUUUACACAUGAAACAAUCGUGUACAAAUGUUACAUGUUAAAAUAAUUGCUCACUGAAAGUUAAAUGUAUUACAUAGUUCUUGUGCCUUCUGCAUAGCUGAGUGUGUUUUAUCCGUGGAACAAUAGUGUAAUCUCUUUUCCAGUGUCUAUUUGUGGUGCAUUAUUUAUGCCGGCUGACCAACCAACUCAAUGUCCAUUACUCAUUAUUAGAAUGAAUUCUAAUCAUUUUCUUUUAAACACUAGUAUUUGGGAUACACUGCAUAUUAUAAAAUUAUUGGUGUUAUGUAAGGAAUAGACCAUUCAAGGCAUGCUUUUAUAGCAAAAUAAUCAACAACAGGGUGGUGUGAUGUGUUACUACACCAAAGCUGAAUAUUUUCCAGUAACAGAACAUCGUGUUUUAUUCCACUUAUACCACAGCAAAUUGCCAAUGAUUAAAUUUGUUUAUUAAUUAAAGAAUUACAUCAUUUAUAGUCAAUGUUAUGGGAUGUCAUUUGUCACUUAAGUUAUAGCAGCUAUAAACAGCCAUUCCCUCACCAGCCUCCUCUGUUUUUUCUUAUACACAUUUAUGUGGAAUUUCCACCAUACAAGUUCCAACUGAUAACAGUAACAGAAAUUCUGUCUGAGCCAUGCUGUUACUGAAAAGUAUUCAACUCAUAAUUUGUAUGAUUUUGUCCUAGGAAGUUUCUCAAACAAUGAUGAGUGUUUCAUGGUCAAAUGAAUGUUCCCAGAUAAAGGUACUGUUGGGCUAGUGUGGACACUAAAACAAGUUCAUUUUGAAGUGCUGGUUGCACUAGUGAUUAUGUAUUCUCAGCCAGACUGUGUUCAGCGGCACUUUGCCAGAUCCUCAUUCAUUCUCCUUUAUAUACUUGUCCAUGCCUUUGUGUUUAUUGUGUGUUCUCUAUGAGGCAGUGUGUUUUUCUUUAUGAUUUGUCAUGUUUUUCAGACAACAGCAUUUGCAACGCGAUGCGUUCCUGUUUCUCUGUCCAGUUCUGAGCUCUAAAUUAAACCUCCAACUAUAUUUAUUAUGUGGUGCUGAUUUCAUGUGACAGAGCUGAAAAGAAAACAUUCAGAUCAGAAAAUUCAUUCAAGAAUGAAUGCAUCCUGGGGUUUAAAAAGUUUGCCCCGAGUCUUUUUGAUGGAAUGAGAGUGAAUAUUACAGUAACAGCCGGGUGUCACCAGGUGGUGCUGUAGUUAAAUUUAUCCCAAAAUAAUUGCAUCUAAUUCACAAAAAAGGCAGUGUUCCACAUUUCAUUUGUUGGCUGUUCUAGUAUAUUGUGUUAAAAUAACUUAAUCUUAUUGAUUUCUUACUGAAUUCCAUAUGCCAUUUGAUUUGAAACACUUGCUGCUUUAAAGUGCUUCUUUAAUGGUCCUAUUCUAUUCUGUACCUAUAAGGUUUUUUUUUAUUUUUAUAAACAAACGCACACAGAGACACACACGA
Molecule: messenger RNA, 3291 nt
Organism: Ictalurus furcatus (blue catfish)
Lineage: Eukaryota; Metazoa; Chordata; Actinopteri; Siluriformes; Ictaluridae
Gene: rab33a
Product: RAB33A, member RAS oncogene family
Exons: 2
Coding region: 1-696 (231 amino acids)
Biological process (GO): Rab protein signal transduction
Cellular component (GO): Golgi apparatus; endosome
Molecular function (GO): GTPase activity; GTP binding
Source: RefSeq, a predicted model, not a curated record